This is a messenger RNA of Labrus mixtus (cuckoo wrasse), 9879 nucleotides long. RefSeq names its product CLIP-associating protein 1-A-like. The record is from RefSeq and is a predicted model, not a curated record. Gene Ontology annotation, molecular function: microtubule binding; kinetochore binding. NCBI's taxonomy places the organism in Eukaryota, Metazoa, Chordata, Actinopteri, Labriformes, Labridae. The coding region runs from base 530 to 5230 and encodes 1566 amino acids. Gene Ontology annotation, biological process: mitotic spindle assembly. Gene Ontology annotation, cellular component: microtubule organizing center; cytoplasmic microtubule; spindle microtubule. The transcript is spliced from 39 exons.
UACGGCGUCUGCCAAGGGACAUACAUGAUUUACUACGGCGAUUUAUCAUUUUGUCGUCUUUAAUUCCAAUGAAUGACUUGUGAAUCGCAAGCUGUCUAUGUUAGACUAUGAAACGCCUCGAGUAUUAAAUAAUAAGUAGUUAAACUACAGAGAGGGAAGAGGGGAAAGACAUGCGGAGCUGUGUGAAGAAGUAACGGUAGUUUGUGGCCGGAGGCAGCGUCGCCACUUCGGACUUUUUUUUUUCAGUGACCGACUCAGUCCAUCCGGUGAGUGAAUAUAUAACCGGUAACGGAAUUAAUAACGCAUUAAUUAAACCGGGGAAUGAAGCGGAAUGUCCAUCGCAGCCACCGUAGGACAUUAUGGUGCGCAUUUCGGCAACGUUAGCCGUCUCUUAAUGCUUAUAAGUGGUGUAUAAACGGGGCUCCUGCAGCAGGUUUCUGGAAACUGAAGGCUUCAGGGUUCAAAACAAGGAGAGGAAAGGCCAGCUGGACGUCUGCUUGUGCCUUGAAUUCUCCUGUCAACAGCAGCCAUGGAGGAGGAGGUGGUGAGCAUGGAGUUUCUGCUGGAGCAGGUGAUGCAGAAGGACCUGGGGAAGAGGCUCCAGGUGGGCCAGGAGACCAUUGAGCUCAUCCUGGACGAGGGGAAGUCCCCAGACCUGGAACAGGACCAGGGCAUGCUGGACAGGAUGGUAGACGCAGUGGCCAGCUCCUGGGUCAACUCCAGCAACUUCAAGGUGGUUUUGUUGGGGAUGGACAUUCUGUCCGCUCUGGUCAGCAGACUGCAGGAGAAGUUCAGGACGCAGGUUGGGACAGUUCUCCCGAGUCUCAUAGAUCGACUCGGAGACGCCAAGGACCAAGUUCGAGACCAGGACCAAGCUCUGCUGCUGAAGAUUAUGGACCAGGCCGCAAACCCUCAGUAUGUGUGGGAGCGAAUGAUGGGAGGCUUCAAACACAAAAAUAACCGGACCAGAGAAGGCCUCUGCCUCUGCCUCAUCUCAACUCUAAAUGUGUUUGGAUCUCAGAGUCUGACACUCAGUAAAAUCGUCCCUCACAUCUGUAACCUCCUCGGAGAUCCCACAAGUCAGGUGCGUGAUGGAGCCAUGAACUGCCUCAUAGAGAUCUACCGUCACGUCGGAGAACGAGUGAGAAUGGACCUCGGAAAGAAGGGUCUGCCUCAGUCACGGCUGAACGUCAUCUUCAGUAAAUUUGAUGAAGUUCAAAGAUCAGGGAACAUGGUCCUGUCUCCGUUGUCAGACAAAAACCUUGAGGACGAUGACUCAGCGGACGGUGGCCGCUCCUCAUCCUCGUCCAAAGGAGCCUCGCUGUCCGGGAGGAAGGCAGUGAGCAUGGGUUCAUUCAGACGCCCCCCCUCCGCCUCCAGCACAAAGUCUGCAGGGAGGGAUGGAUCAGCUGCCGGAGCUGUGGAUGAGGAAGAUUUCAUCCAGGCCUUUGAGGAUGUUCCCACAGUGCAGAUCUACUCUAAUAGGGAGGUGGAGGAGGCCAUGACGAAGAUCCGAGACGUGCUGUCUGACGAUAAGAGGGACUGGGAGCUCAGAGUGGCAGCUCUGAAGAAGGUGCGAUCGCUGCUCCUGGCCGGCGCGGCAGAGUUUGACUGCUUUCUUCAGCAGCUGCGGCUCCUGGAGGCGGCGUUCAAACUGUCCGCUAAGGACCUGCGCUCUCAGGUGGUGAGAGAGGCCUGCAUCACCCUUGGUUACCUGUCGUCAGUGCUCGGCAGUCGGUUCGAUCACGCGGCGGAAGCCAUCAUGCCUAUCCUCCUCAAUCUGGUCCCCAACACUGCCAAAGUCAUGGCCACCUCCGGCAUGGCCGCCAUCCGCCUCAUCCUCAAACACACACACUUCCCACGUCUCAUCCCCAUCAUGACCAGCAGCUGUACCUCCAAAUCUGUGGCUGUGAGAAGACGCUGCUACGAGUUCUUGGACCUGAUGCUGCAGGAGUGGCAGACGAGCUCUUUAGAGAGACAUGGAACAGUUUUAAUGGAGACUAUAAAGAAAGGGGUUCAUGAUGCAGACGCCGAGGCUCGCUCUGUGGCCCGGAAGUGUUACUGGAGUUUCCACGGUCACUUCCGUCGGGAGGCGGAGCAGCUGUUCCAGGGCCUGGAGUCGUCCUAUCAGAAAGCUCUGCAGGCUCACAUGAGGAGCGGGGACAGUCUGAUGUCCCUUCCUGCCUCCGACCGCUCCUCCUCGUCCUCUCAGGAGAGCCUCAAUCGACCCCCGCCUGUAAAAAGCAGCUUUGGGAGCGGCUCGACAAGAUCCAAAGCCGCCCACACCAGGCCGCCCGCUGCAGCCUCCUCCCCGGGCUCCCUCCAGCGCUCUCGCAGCGAUGUGGACGUCAACGCAGCAGCCACUGCCACUGCCCGCACCAGGAUGCCCGCGGUGCCCUCGGCCGUGACAUCAUCUCCCUUCAGCUCCGCCUCUGCCCUCCCACCUGGGUCCUACGCUUCACUGGGUCGAGUGCGAACCAGGAGAACGAGUUCAGGGAAAGGUCCGUGUGUGACGGACAGCCGGGGAAGGAGUCGAGGGAAAGUCGUGUCACAGUCUCAGCCGGGCAGUAGGUCUGGAUCUCCUGGCCGCCUGCUGAGCUCCACAUACGGUCGUCUCCCCCGACCAUCCAUGGGCACAGCUUCCACGACCACGGCCAGCAGCUCCUCCACUAGCCUGACCGACAAGAGCCGGCCCCGAGGCCACCGUAGCCAGGGCUGCAGCCGAGAGACCAGCCCCAGCCGAUCAGGAACAGACCGUCUGUCCCAUCAGGCUCGCAUCUCUGCCUCCGUCAACGCCAUGAGGAUCCUGGACACCGGCACUGACGUGGAGGCUGCUGUGGCUGACGCACUGCUCUUAGGAGACUCGAGGAGUAAGCGGAGGCCGGUGAGGCGGCGUUUUGAGUCUCCAGGAAUGUACUCGGACGAUGAUGCCAACAGUGACGCCUCCAGCGCCUGCUCUGAACGCUCGUACAGCUCACGCAACGGCGGCAUGGCGCCACACUACCUGCGUCAGACAGAGGACGUGGCGGAGGUCCUGAACCACUGCGCCAGCGCCAACUGGUCUGAGAGGAAGGAGGGACUGCUGGGGCUGCAGAACCUGCUCAAGAGCCAGAGGAUGCUCAGUCGCGUGGAGCUGAAGAGACUUUGUGAGAUAUUCACCAGGAUGUUUGCAGAUCCUCACAGCAAGGUGUUCAGCAUGUUCCUGGAGACUCUGGUGGACUUCAUCAUACUGCACCGGGAGGACUUGCAGGACUGGCUCUUCGUCCUGCUCACUCAGCUGCUGAAGAAGAUGGGGGCCGACCUGCUGGGCUCCGUCCAGGCCAAAGUUCAGAAGGCUCUGGACGUCACGAGAGAGUCUUUCCCGUACGAGCAGCAGUUCAACAUCCUGAUGCGUUUUAUCGUGGAUCAGACGCAGACGCCCAACCUGAAGGUGAAGGUGGCCAUCCUGCGCUACAUCGAGGCGCUCGCCCGUCUGAUGGACCCGGCUGACUUCGUCAACUCCAGCGAGACGCGCCUCGCUGUCUCACGCAUCAUCACCUGGACCACCGAGCCCAAGAGCUCUGACGUCCGCAAGUCCCUUCAAAAUUGGGCAGGGGAGGAUUUCUCAGGCCGGGCCAGCACCGCGGCCUCUCUGCCUGGGGAGGGCAACCUGGAGGAGAGGUGCAAGCAGGCUGCCCAGGUGGUGCUGAUCGCCCUGUUCGAGCUGAACACGCCGGAGUUCACCAUGCUGCUGGGGGCUCUGCCCAAAACCUUUCAGGACGGGACCACCAAGCUGCUGCACAACCACCUGAGGCACGCUAGCCACAGCAUCGGCAUGGUGUCUCCCAGUAACACGGCCGGUCGGACGCCUCCUCGACAGCCCAACAGCCGCAGCAGCCCGCUCACCUCCCCGACCAACUGCUCCCACGGGGGGCUUUCUCCCAGUCGGCUGUGGGGUUGGAGCGCAGACGGCCUUUCCAAGUUUCCUCCUCCUCCACCCUUCCCCUCCCCUCUUCCUCCUCCCGCUGCCCACUCCGCCCUCAAGGCAGUGCGGCGGGCUUACUCCCCAAGCAUGUUGGAGUACGACAGCGAGAAUCUUAACUCAGAGGAGAUCUACAGCUCGCUCCGCGGCGUCACCGAGGCCAUACAGAACUUCAGCUUCCGCAGCCAAGAAGACCUGGUGGAGCCGCUGAGACGAGACGGGAAGAGGGACGGCAUGUCCGGAGUCGGGGCGUCUCCAGACUCUGACGCUCGGCUCAGCGGUGACGUGAUGGGAGGAGGACGCACCGCUCUGGACAACAAGACGUCGCUGCUGAACACGCCUUCCCCGCGUUCCUUCUCCGGCCCGCGCUUCAGAGACUACAACCCGUACAACUACACGGACGGCAUCAGCACGCUGGACAAAGCAUCGCUGAAGGAGGCGCUGUACGAGGACGCUGUGGAGCAGCUGAGAGACGGAAACCGACAAGAAUGUGUCGAAAAUAAGAUGUUGAACCCCAAAAACUUCCCAGCCGCCCCCGCUGAGCAGCUGGAGCUGGUCGGAGGGCUGCUGAAGGAGCUCUCUCAGGGCCAAGCAGGGGAGCGGGGCCCUGAGGAGCGCCGUGGGACCCUGCUGGAGCUGCUGAAAGUGGCCCGAGAGGACAGCCUGGUGGUGUGGGAGGAGCACUUCAAGACCAUGCUGCUGCUGCUGCUCGAGACGCUGGGAGACAAAGACCACACAAUCCGAGCCCUGUCCCUGCGAGUCCUGAAGGAGAUCCUGAGGAACCAGCCGGCUCGCUUCAAGAACUACGCCGAGCUCACCAUCAUGAAGGCGCUGGAGGCUCAUAAAGACUCGCACAAGGAGGUGGUGCGUGCAGCGGAGGAGGCGGCCUCAACGCUGGCGAGCUCCAUCCACCCUGAGCAGUGCAUCAAGGUCCUCUGUCCCAUCGUACAGACUGCAGACUACCCCAUCAACCUCGCCGCCAUCAAGAUGCAGACGAGGGCCAUCGAACGCAUCACCAAGGAGCCGCUCCAUCAGCUGCUGACUGACAUCAUACCGGGACUCCUGCAGGGCUACGACAACACGGAGAGCAGCGUGAGGAAGGCGAGCGUCUUCUGCUUGGUGGCCAUCUACUCUGUGAUCGGAGAGGAGCUUAAGCCGUACCUGGCUCAGCUCACCGGCAGCAAGAUGAAGCUGCUCAACCUCUACAUCAAGAGGGCCCAGACCUCCACCAGCAACAGCAGCAGCUCCUCUGACAUCUCCUCCUACUAACCUCCGCAGCACACGCUUAGCUUUCCUCUCCUCCUCCGUCACUCGGAAACCUUUUCAUUCCUGCAGCUGAUCACUCAGCAAAAGUCAGAAAUGUUCAACUUCUAGUAAUAAUCUAAUGUGUCGACAUUUGUUUCAAUAUCAUGGCAACAAAAACAGAAGUCCUAAACACCCAAUGCAAGCAAGCUCCUGCACACUGUCCCAAUCGUGCAAAAAAUGUUUUGUAAAAUGUAGAUGGUGUGCAGGAGCUUUGAUACUUCUGAUCACUAUAAAACACACGGUAUCAACGCAUCGAUAUUUAUGACAUCCUCCAAACCAGCUGUUCCCAUUUCAAUCCUUCAGCUUCUCGUCAAGCUGAAGUCGUCUCCAUCGUCUUCUCGUCAUCUUGAAAGCGUUGCUAAAAUGAUUCAUAACAAACCUCUCCUCUUUUUCUCUAAAGUCAUGAGCCUUAAAACUUUUAUCUUCCAUCAAUGUACGAUGGAUCCAGACACCAUUUUUAGAUCUCCUCUUCCUACUCCCUCCUCAUUCCAUCAUCUUUUCCCAGCUGGACCUGAGGAGCUCUUUGCAGCUGAAAAAUAUAUCCGAACAUUACCGUCUCCUUAAACUUUUAAAAGCGUGAGGUGAGUUUGAAAUGUUGGAGAAAGAGGAGAGUUUCACGCCUGUGGCUAUCUGUAUUUUUACUCACUUUUAGAACCUUUAAUCCACUUCCACUUUUAACACUUUAUUAUGCUUUGACACAUCAAACCUUAUUGUAUAUUGAAUGUAAAGAGCUUUGACAGGAUGUGUUUCUCCCUCCUGAAUUACUGCCUCGUUGACACCUGGUGGAUCGAUUUUAAAGGAAUGUUUUCCAGUUUGAACAUGUGCAUUAGAUUCAAAAAUGAGCUGCACUGAGCGGUUUUAGAAAAAACAGCACUUUGGUCUCGAGAAGGCUGAAUUAAAGGGUCCAAUCUGAAGCGUUCUAGGUCAGAAAAUAACGAGUGCAACACAAGAGGACCUGUGCGUCUUUCCCGCACUCAUUAGUAAAACAGUUAAAAGUGUUUAAGCUUUCAGAAAAUGUGAAAUCCAACCUGAUGUUGGUUUACAUCGAACGAUCAUUUGGCUGGCCAAUGAUUAGAAGCUGUGCAGCGAUUAAAGAGAGCCCGACGACCAGCGACAGAUAUCAGUGUUAUUUAAAGAGCAACAAACUUUAAAAAGGACGAUUUGUUCUGUGCAGGACUCAUCAGCUGAAUUCACUUUUUAAAAUCUAUUACAGGCAAUAAAUACACGUUCAAAUGUUAUCACAGAAGCCCGAAGCUGACAUCCAGAUAUUUAUUUAACUCUGUUUUCAUGUUAUAACAUUACAUUACAAUUGUUUUCUCAAUGCACUGAGAAAAUGCUACUUUCAAAAUCAUGCUAGUUUUUUUUUUUAAUUACCAACCCUUCCUUUAAGUCGGAGCAUGAAGCAACAUUUAGAAAAGUUACAGAAGCAAGAAAAAAACCUCCUUUCAUCCCAUAAUGAUCUUAAAUCUGUUUUAGAUUCUUCAAAGUGUUAAAUGAAGCGGAUGUGCUGCACAGACCUAAUGUGUCAUUUAUAUAUCAUAUAUAUAUAUUACAUUUCAAAGACUGAAGUGAAACUAACGUCUGUCGGCUGAGGACGGGAACAAACAAAAACAAACCACUGAAACGUCUGCUGACACUAACUGUAAAGUCAUGACUACUGGGAUUUGUAGUUUUAUUCCCAAAUACUGUAGUUUAUUUAUGUUACACUAAAAAAAAGGUCAAGACUGAGAUCUUAAUAUCUCAAAGUAGUGUCAGUGUUUAAUUUAUGAGCGCUCCGUUGGGUUUAUUAUUCUUCAGUUUACAAACUGUUGACAGCGUGUUCUUGUUUUAAAGAGAUGCUCGAACAGUUGAGCUCGUCCGCUCUCUCUGCCGGUCUUAAAUUGAAUGUAAGUCACUCUGAGGCUUUUAAAAAUGUGAAAACUAAAGGGCAAUACGUGAAUCUGACAGAAAGACUGACAAUCUGAAUGAUUAGAAUUAAAGGAGAUCUAUUCUGCUGAUCCUGAUUUAAAUACAAACAUAUCAUUCUAACUCCACACUGCUCCUAGUGGUAACAUGCAUACUGCAUCCCGCGGACACAGAGCGUUCAUCGGAUAAAUAAGAAGGUUACUCAGCAGGUGUCCCGCAGUGACAUCAUGAAAGGUGAAAGCGAGUUUAAUAGAUCUCCUUUAAAGCCAGCGGCAGCGCUGAUCGAUGAACUCUAAAAGUGCCAGCUCUUAAAAAUGAAAAGUAUGAAGGCGAUUGUUUGAUCUUUGGACUUAAGCAAUAAACUCUCAGAAAUCCAGUUUGGGUUUCCACGUCGAUGCACUGUAAACUUCCAUUGUGUUCCUCCGUUGAGACGCGCUCGCCGGUCAAUGUACAGACGUGUUUUCAUUUUGAAGUAUAUCGAAAUAAAAUGUUACUGCUGCUUAUUCAAAUACUAACUAACGCGCCUAAUUACUCCAGCGUAUGUACUGUAUCACAACAGAAAGGUUCGGGUACAAAUACGAUGAUGAAGAAUGAAACUAAACGACUGAACUCUGAACAUAUUUAGAGUACUCUGAUUGGUCGAACUCCGCCCGUCCGACACACAAGGCGAGUUCAAACAAACGCUACAGAGAGUUUAAGUCACAUUGGAGAGAUUGGCUGUAUCCGAAUUGCCAAGUACCUACUCAAUCUGUCAGUAGGCAGUACCUACUAUCCGUGCUGUAUACUGUUAGUAUCUACUAUUCAGUAUGCAGAUAUUUGUUCCUACUUCUUCUGAUUCAUUCAGUAUGGAAGUGACGUCAUUUACAUUUCCAGAACUGGCCGCAUUCACCCGUUUUUUUUUUUAGCUUUAUUCAAGAAGAGUAAUGAGCAUAUACAGUCAGGUAAACAAAAAACAAUAUCACAAUGUAAAUCAAGUAAAAGAUUAAAUAACUAAAUAACAUACAGUACAUAAAGAAAAGUACAAAUGAAAGACAGUAAGAUACAGAAUAUAAAAUAAACCAAUAAAGACACAUUUAAAUAGUGACAUCAUUAUUUAAAUAGAGGGGGAAAGGUUUUAUAAUAAUGCAGAUAUUUGUUAUAUUUUCUGUUGUUAAUUAAAAGUAGUGAUUUCAGUCGGGACUUUAACUCUAGAUUCAAAAUUGAUUCAAUUAAUCCACGCUCGUUUGUUUUGAUUUGGAGGCGGACGUGAAGUGACGAUUUACGUUUAAUUUCGCACAGCAUUGUGGGUGGUGAAACACAAUUAAUUUCCUGAAAGCACGCAUCCGAUCCAUACUGCAUGAAACCCGGAAGUUAGUAUCCAUACUGAAAUGUUCAGUAUACUGAGGUGGACACAAAAGAUGUAUACUGAAUGACCAGGAGAGUUCAGUAUACUGAAACUCCACACUGAGAAGUACGUACUGCAUACUGAACUGUGACUAUUCGGAAAGGGCCACAGUUUGACAUUUUAGGAAAUGUGCCUCGGGUUAUCUUGCAGAGUUAGAGCAGAAGUUUGAUUCCACUACCUUGCUUAUACACUACAUAUACAGUCGAGCUACUUCUGGUUAGCUUAGCUUAGCAUAAAGACUGGAAACAAAGGGAAACUGCUAGCCUUGUUCUAAACAAAAAUAAGGCAAACAUUCUUUAGUUUAUUUUCAUGAGGCUUUGCAAAGAUCAAGGGAUUAAAAACAUAUCACAACAAAGGUGUUAGCAUUAAAUAAACUGUGAUUAAUUAUUGUUUAUUUCAUGCUAACGUUAGUAAAACACACUGCCACAUGCAUAUAUCAUAAAACGACUUUUUGUGCAAUCUGGGCAGAGCAAUAAACACCCACCUGUGUCAGGGAAGAAACAAAGUACAAGCAUUGUGAAAUGAAUAACAGAACAACGUAUAGUAAUACUCCUCACACCUCUACUGUCCAGAUGUUAUGCUAAGCUAAGCAGCUGCAGCUGACUCUCGCUGAGAACGAUUUCCCAAACUGUUGACUUUUCUCUUUAACGGAUGUUUGAACCGACAAAGUGAAGGAUGCUGUCACUGAAUGAUUCCCAGGCCUUAUUUUAUCCGCAAACUUGGACUGUUAGAUGUGCUGCACCUGUGCCCGUCGUCACUUUUCUCAGCAGCGUGUGAGCGAGAGAGAGAGAAGUUUGAUCUGCUCUUAACUCCGGGCUGAAUGUUUCCUCCACAAGCGAUGAGCACGUCGUGCGGUAGAUCCCGUGUUAGCCUGCUGCAGCUGCGGCGACUCAGAGUCUACUCCCUUUACUUUUUGUACAGUGAAACUUCUCAACUACGUCUGCAUGCGUCCGUCUCAACAAUCGUGUUGCUGAAAUGUACUAAACUCCAAAUUGAAAAUCGUCCUCUUGAGUUCCUGAAUGUGUGCCUUUGGGUGAAGAUUUCUGGCAAUACUAACCUUUACUAACACAACGUACACUGCUUCUAAAGUCGGACUAAACGUCGUAAAGAAGAGAAGAAGAAGGGCUGUAAAUAUGCUGCAGGGAGAUACUUUCCAUUGAAACCACUUCCAGUGCAUGGCUCCUGUUUGUUUUCUAGUUCAUUAGUUUUAUUUCAUGCUAUACGAUAUUUAUGUUUUACUUCCCUGUGUAUGACUGUAUAUAUAUUUACAUGUUUGGUUCUCUUUCACCUGUGAUAGAACUUGAAAUAAACUAUCAGACUUCUA